AUCAAUAUGACAAUUAGCUCGACUCGGUGGCUUGUUUAGCACAACUUGUGAGCUUAUUCGUUUUGAGUUCAUGAGAUGUCUUAACAUUAUGUCUAGCAAGCCAACUCUAUUACCUGCUUUUGAUCAAAUCAACCUCUAUCUUAUGAGUUGGUUUUGUUGUUAAUUCAUAGAUUUGUGACUCACUUCUACUGUCACUCUAGGAAUUGGCCAAGUGAAACCACUCCCUAAAGUGUAGUAUAGCGGGUUUGGGUUUAAAUGUCAACCAGGGUCCUAGAUUUGAUGACUACUCGGUGAAUUCUUGUUAUCUAGCAAUGAAACUUUAAUGCAAGUCUAAACUAACAAACAAACAAAGCAAGUAAACUGUUGUAUUCAGGUUAAGAGAGGUCACCCGGAUAUGGUUCCCCCUAGACUGCAGUUAAGCCGGAUUGCAAUUACCAAGUUCAGUUUCUAUGAUAGUUAUACUGCGGAAGGUUCUUAAACAGCCUGAAGUCUCGACUAAAGGUCUUCAGACCCUCUCAAUCUGAGUCUCUAGCGGGCGACUAACCUCCACCGGAGUAAACAGAUUGAGGCCCUAACAACAAAACCUCCACUACCGAAGCGAAUUCGGUACAGAAUAGUGAGUUGGCUCCUCGACUAAAGUCACCAACUCCCUACCUUCAAUCAAGGAUGCUCUAUCAACCUAGGCAGAUAUUCUCAUUCUAGGUUAAAGCAGAAACAACAGGAAUUUGAUCAGGAUUCAUGCCAUUCAAUCAUUCAAACCUCAAUUGAAUAUAAUCAAAUCAUAGAAUCAGUACUUGGGUUCAUACAAUCAAACCUAACAUACUAAUCUAGGGUUCUCCAUACCCAGAUGAAUGGGAGAACUACUCCAUGGAGAAAGAAGCAAAAGCAGAAUCAGACGCGGAAUUCAUACUGUGAAGGAUGGAUUCCUGCUCCUGGACGUUGAUUGGCACUCCUCCAAGCUCAAGCCAAGCUCCAAUGGUGAUGAAGAUCAAGCUAGGGCACUUGGAGACUCUUGUUCGUCGCUUUCUCUCUCUAGGAAUCGCUCUGUUUCUCUAAAACUUGAAUCCCCCUCUCUUUCGGCUGAAAUCUGCUUAAAAAGGCAUCACUGGGCAAAGCACGGUCGAGGGCACGGCCGUGCUUUGCUCCAGCCCGCCCGUGCUUUGGCUAGGGUUAAUUACACAGCCAGCCUGUUGGGAGAAACACGGCCGUGCUUUUGGGUGGACACGGCCGUGUAAUUUCUCAGCCCUGCCCGUGUUUUCAGCUCGUGUUUGCCAAACUCAAAUCAGCUCUCGGCAGUAAAAGCACGGCCUAGGAGCACGGCCUAGGAACACGGCCGUGUUCUGUUUUAAGUGUGCCCGUGUUUUGGCUCCAGCUCCACCGAAUGACUUCUGAAUGCCCUGAAACUCGUGUUUAGCCUUUCCUUUGACGCCUGGGACCUGAAAUAUGACAAAAUAGCACAACCCGGCGUAAAAUAGGCCAAAAUACACGACUAUGCCCCUCAAACGGAUAAGAACUAGGGGCGCAAAUAUGUGCAAUUACAUCGUUAUCAAAUUCCCCCACACUUAACCGAGGGACAAGCAAACCAAGUCAGACACAAGGUAAGCUCAAAACGUUUUGCUUAAGGGCAUAUCAUAUCGGCACAAAAACGUGGAUCAUACUGGCUUUCGAUCAUUAACACAUGGACAACCUCAAUGAAAACCUAGACAACCACCACAGAUGACAUCCGAAUGCAGUAAUAUCGAGCAAAGGAAGAGUCUCCCUUCUGUUCACCAACCAACAUAGACUUGACUCAACCACUUAUUCAAAACAGUCACAUCAUGCACAAAGCUCAAGAUAUCAGAAUUAAGACCGAGCAAUCUAGGUCCUCAUCGGGAUAAAGAGUAUAGAAAAUAAGAGAAAAUGAAUCGCUCACUCUCGACCAGUGGGGUCAGGACAAUUUGAUGCGAAAAAUGCGCAUGCUUAAUCUCUCAAUCCCUAACAUCUCCUCAUCAUGAAUGCAGCCUCUAAGUGCUAGAGUUCACAUAUGGGGUGUCACCACUAACUAAUCCGGAGGUCUUAGACACAGGUUCAGAUGACUGGCUAGGGUCUUGGACAUGGGGAAAAGGCUUUUUAGGUGGUGGAAGUAUUCAUACAGCACAAGGUUCCACAUUUCCAAACCCAACAAACUCGCAGUCAAGCAAACCAAUACUUUCUUUCUGCUAUUCUGCAUUACUCAAAUUCAGAGCACAAGAGCGAAGGAGGUUACAUAAAUGCUAGUAUUUCUAAGCCAGACUGCUAAGAAACACUACUAAAUGGGCAUUAUUCAG
Linum trigynum is the source of this 2306-nucleotide messenger RNA. NCBI's taxonomy places the organism in Eukaryota, Viridiplantae, Streptophyta, Magnoliopsida, Malpighiales, Linaceae. The record is from the annotation of a GenBank genome assembly.